CAUAUUAACAAAAGUGAAUAUUUUCGCAGGGCAAUGCAGUUAGAUAAUACGAAACGCAUUUCUAAGUGGUAUCAUGGUGGACUUGCAUCAGCAGCUGCAGCAUGCUGUACCCAUCCUUUAGACUUGUUAAAGGUGCAUCUACAAACUCAUCAAGGAACCAGAAUUGGAGGAACACAGAUGGCGGUUAACAUCAUUAGAUCACAAGGAUUAACUGCAUUGUACAAUGGAUUAAGUGCUUCUGUUGGCAGACAGUUGACGUAUUCAAUGACAAGGUUUGCGUUUUAUGAUGUUAUGAAACCUUUAAUGAUAAAGAAAGGCAAGGACCCAACGAUGGCCCAGAAAAUGUUGCUUGCUUCUAUUGGAGGUUUUAUGGGUGGUGUGGUUGGCACACCAUGCGACAUGAUAAACGUACGAAUGCAAAAUGACAUAAAACUUCCAGUUGAAUUAAGGCGAAAUUAUAAGCAUGUGUUUGAUGGCUUGUAUCAAGUUGCUACUAAAGAAGGUGUAUCAACCCUUUUUAAUGGAGUUACCAUGGCAUCUACUAGAGCAGUUUUAAUCACGAAUGGUCAGCUUGCAUUUUAUGAUCAAAUAAAAGAAAAUUUACUUCAAACUUCAUUUUUUCAAGACAAUAUCAUCACACAUCUUACAGCAAGUAUGAUGGCAGGAACUAUUGCAACUGCCAUGACUCAACCAGUUGAUGUUAUGAAAACGAGACUAAUGAAUGCUAAAAAAGGCGAAUAUCGGGGGAUUUGGGAUUGCGUCGUGCAAACAGGAAAACAAGGACCAUUGAGUUUUUUUAAAGGUUUUGUACCAGCUUUUAUUCGUUUAGGACCACAAACAAUAUUGAUAUGGGUUUUUAAAGAACAACUACGCUUACGGUUUGGAAAACACCCUGUUUAAUAACCACAUGGUCCUUUUCUAUUUUGUACAGAACUAAUACGUGCUUAAAAGAUUUGACUUAUAAUGAAUUCCGCAAAUCAUUUUUGUAUAGUGAAAUACAGUAAUGAUCGGAUGCUAAAAAAAGCAAACUGUUUUUUUGCUUGCUUAAGAUGGAAUUUUAAAUUUCAUGAAAUGCCUCAUACUUUCCAUUUAAUAUAUUCUGCGAUGCUGUUUUAUUUCACUUUUAAAUCAUGUUGCAUUCUUUGUAUUGAAAUAAAUUUGCAGAAUUAGGU
Messenger RNA from Ciona intestinalis (vase tunicate), 1172 nucleotides. NCBI's taxonomy places the organism in Eukaryota, Metazoa, Chordata, Ascidiacea, Phlebobranchia, Cionidae. The record is from RefSeq and is a predicted model, not a curated record.